This is a messenger RNA of Protopterus annectens (West African lungfish), 3586 nucleotides long. RefSeq names its product ecotropic viral integration site 5 (gene EVI5). The record is from RefSeq and is a predicted model, not a curated record. NCBI's taxonomy places the organism in Eukaryota, Metazoa, Chordata, Ceratodontiformes, Protopteridae.
CGACAGAAAAGGUUGCAGAGAAAUUAAGUUCAACUCUCUCAUGGGUGAAGAACACAGUGUCGCAUACUGUCACUCAAAUGGCUAGUCAGGUGGCAAGUCCAUCUGCUUCAUUACAUACUACAUCAUCAUCAACCUCUCUGUCUACACCAGUACUUUCGCCAUUAUCACCAACAGAGCUCAGUCCUGAUGAUCUAGAGCUACUUGCAAAAUUGGAAGAGCAAAACAGGCUUAUCGAAACAGACUGCAAGUCCUUAAAAUCAGUAAAUGGGUCAAGAAGAAAUAGUGGUUCCUCACUUGUAUCUAGCUCUUCUGCCUCCAGUAAUCUCAGUCAUCUAGAAGAAGAUUGUUGGAUCCUUUGGGGGAGAAUCGUCAAUGAUUGGGAAGAAGUACGCAAGAAGAAGGAAAAACAGCUCAAGGAACUUGUUCGUAAAGGUAUACCUCAUCAUUUCAGAGGGAUUGUAUGGCAAUUGUUAUGUAAUGCCCAGAGUAUGCCAAUCAAGGACCAGUAUUCUGAACUUUUGAAGAUGACUUCUCCUUCUGAAAAACUUAUUAAGAGAGACAUUGCUAGAACAUAUCCAGAGCAUGAUUUUUUUAAAGAAAAGGACAGUCUUGGUCAGGAAGUUUUAUUUAAUGUAAUGAAGGCUUAUUCCUUAGUAGACCGUGAAGUUGGAUACUGCCAAGGAAGUGCUUUUAUAGUUGGACUUCUUCUUAUGCAGAUGCCAGAGGAAGAAGCUUUCUGUGUGUUUGUAAAGCUGAUGCAGGAUUAUCGCCUUAGAGAACUCUUCAAACCGAGCAUGGCUGAGUUGGGUCUUUGCAUGUAUCAGUUUGAAUGUAUGAUACAGGGUCUAGAAGUAGUGUUUCGAAUAGGAUUUGCAAUUCUGCAGAUGAAUCAGGUGGAAUUAAUGCAGCUUGACAUGGAAGGAAUGUUGCAGCAUUUUCAAAAAGUCAUUCCUUAUCAGUUUGAGAGUGGCCCAGACAAGUUGAUUCAAACAGCCUAUCAAGUCAAAUACAAUGCUAAAAAGAUGAAAAAGCUGGAAAAAGAAUACACUACAAUAAAAACUAAAGAAAUGGAAGAACAAGUAGAAAUUAAGAGGUUACGCACAGAAAACAGACUUCUAAAGCAACGUAUUGAAACUUUAGAAAAAGAAAGUGCUUCCUUGGCAGAUAGAUUGAUCCAGGGACAAGUGACAAGGGCACAGGAAGCUGAGGAAAACUAUCUGAUUAAGAGAGAGCUGGCCACCGUAAAACAGCAGAGUGAUGAGGCCAGUACUGAGUUGGAGCAAGCUCACAAUACCAUCCGGGAGCUCCGGCAACAGCAGCAAUGGCAUAAAAACAGUUCACGGUACACUGAGGAAUUUGUACUACAGCUGGAAAAAGAAUUGGUGCAGGCCAGACUGAAAGACGCUGAAUCACAGUGUGCUCUGAAAGAAAUGCAGGACAAGAUUUUAGAGAUGGAAAAGAGAAACAACUCCCUUCCUGAUGAAAACAAUGUUGCCAGACUUCAAGAAGAAUUAAUAGCAGUUAAGUUGAGAGAAGCAGAAGCAUUAGUGGCACUUAAAGAGCUUCGGCAACAAGUGAGAGAUUUAGAAGAGCAUUGGCAGCGCCACUUAGCACGUACUACUGGAAGGUGGAAAGAAUCUCCUAAAAAGAAUGCAAUCAGUGAAUUACAGGAUGAAUUAAUGACUGUGCGCCUUAGAGAAGCUGAAUCACAGGCUGGUCUGAAGGAAAUGAAACAGAGAAUGCUGGAAAUGGAAACACAGAACCAGAUCAAUAGCAACCAUCUGCGCAGGGCAGAGCAAGAGAUCACCUGCCUACAAGAUAAGUUACAGUUUCUCAAUGCACAGAAUAAAGCAUUACUCUCUCAACUUAAUGAAACAAAACGCAAGCAAGCAGAAAUUGAAUGCAAGAGUAAAGAAGAAGUGAUGGCAGUAAGACUUCGAGAAGCAGACAGUAUGGCGGCAGUAGCUGAACUCCGACAACAUAUAGCCGAAUUAGAAAUUCAGAAAGAGGAAGGUAAAAUUCAAGGGCAGCUCAACAAUUCAGACUCCAACCAGUAUAUUAGAGAACUGAAGGAUCAGAUAUCAGAGCUGAAACAUGAGAUCAGAUGUCUAAAAGGCGAGAGAGGCUUCUCAGACCAACGCACUUUUGAUGGCAUUCACAUUGUCAACCAUUUGAUAGGAGAUGAUGAAUCAUUUCAUUCCUCAGAUGAAGAUAUUUUAUGCAGUGCAAUUGCCAAGGGUGGUAUUUGUUAUGAUCACCUGAGAAGACGUGUUCGAAUGGGCUUGGACUCUGCAGCUGUGGACACUAGUGACAGUGAAGAUAAUACAUCCGACACUGGCAUUUCUAGCCAGAUCAGUAGUCCAAAUCGGAACAAUCAGAAGAGUACAGAGUCUUAUUCCACUACUGUUUGACCAUUGCCACUGUGAUCAGCCUUAUUCUUAAUUGGUCUUCUGUCUUUUGCAGGUCAAACAGUUGCUUCUCUUACUUGCAGUUAGUAAUAAAGGGUUUAAACUUAGUCAUGGAAUGAGGAUAUUUUAUAUAACACUCGCUCAUAAAAUGAACCAGUGGUGCAUGUCUUCAGCCUUUGCCAAAUUUUUUGCUGUUGCUGUGUCUUUGACAUGCAGUACACUGGAGAAUGGACAGAAAAGUGAGAGAAAAAUAUUAACAGUAUUAUAUAAAUUAGCCUUUGUAAAAUGUCCCUUCUUUAAGUAUAGACUUAUAUAAUUUAUUUGAGCUUUUUGUACAUGUGAAAAAUAAACUUUUCUGAGAUAUUCAUGCAGGUGGGUGACUGCAUGACCAUAUUACAUCACAAAGAAAAUGAGUUGUGCAAUAUGUUUUAUGCCUGGUGAACAAAUUACAUUUUAUUUUUUAAUAUGUGCAUUCUUAAGGACAGAAUUUUGAUGUCGGUGGCUGUCUAAGCUGCAGCUGAUGAUCAUAAGUCGCAUUUGCCUAAAAGAACCUUCCAAAUCACAUGGAGGAAUGCAUAUGAAUUUGUAAUACUGCAACUUUCAAAACCUGUAUAUUGCACAAAUAUUGUGGUACUUUGAGUUCACAUCAUAAGAAAUAUGUAGAUAUAUAGUUAACAUUCUAAACACAUUUGUCAGUUGGUGAAAUAGCUGUCCCCAGAAUUUUAGAUUUUAUUAUUUUAUGUCUUUCAAGCUUUAACUAUGUUGCUAGCAAAAUUGUUAAAAGUAGUCUUGUAGCAGUGAUAUAAUGUGGUGAUGUUUAAUUUUAUUUUGUAUAUAUAUUGUUUCAUAUUGAUUUGAAAAUGCUGUUUGUAUUAUCUUUAUGUUUUAAAUGGAAUGCAGAUGUUUCACCAUCAGCGUGGUUCUGCCAUUCUAGCUGAAAACAAGGGGAACUGUCCUUCAUACAUACGUGGUUAGUAUGGGUUGCAAAAACAAGUGGCAAAAACACUAUAUAUAAAUAUAUACUAAGCCUUAUUAUUUUUCCAAAACAUAUUUAUAGAUUUGGUUGGCUGUUAACACUAGCCAUGUCAUGUCACUAACUCAAAUGCUUGUACAAAAACACUAUUGAUGGAAUUCUUUUUAAAAGACAUAUGUCAUAAUAAAUCUUUCAUUAUUUAAAA